GUAAAACAAGAACAAGAGAGAAGUACCGAGUGGUUUACACAGAUCAUCAGAGAUUAGAAUUAGAGAAGGAAUUUCAUUACAACAGAUACAUUACAAUCAGGAGGAAGUCUGAACUUGCUGCAAACCUAAGACUUUCCGAGAGACAGGUGAAAAUCUGGUUCCAGAAUCGCAGAGCCAAAGAAAGAAAAUUAAUGAAGAAGAAAAUGACUCAUUUUGAUGGCAGCAAUCUUGGCUCUAUGCAGAGUGACUCUGGCUCAGUGAGCCCGAUGCCAGUUCCUGACCAACAGACUCAUUCAGAAAUGUCCAGUUCUUUAUUCCCACCUCCACCUCCUCCGCCUCCGCUUCCCAUGAACGGUUUGCAGCACAACGGGAACCUGCAGCAGGUAGUGGCCUCUCAGUGA
Molecule: messenger RNA, 401 nt
Organism: Nipponia nippon (crested ibis)
Lineage: Eukaryota; Metazoa; Chordata; Aves; Pelecaniformes; Threskiornithidae
Source: RefSeq, a predicted model, not a curated record